This is a messenger RNA of Piliocolobus tephrosceles (Ugandan red Colobus), 1672 nucleotides long. RefSeq names its product pipecolic acid and sarcosine oxidase (gene PIPOX). The record is from RefSeq and is a predicted model, not a curated record. Lineage: Eukaryota; Metazoa; Chordata; Mammalia; Primates; Cercopithecidae. Gene Ontology annotation, molecular function: sarcosine oxidase activity; L-pipecolate oxidase activity; flavin adenine dinucleotide binding. The coding region runs from base 109 to 1083 and encodes 324 amino acids. The transcript has 8 exons. Gene Ontology annotation, cellular component: peroxisome.
GGGUGCUGAAGAGAAAGGGUUGGGUUCUUUCUACCACACUCCCGAGGAAGCUCCCAUGGACAAAGCCGGAUAAUCCGAAAGGCAUACCUGGAAGACUUUUACACCCAGAUGAUGCAUGAGUGUUAUCAGAUAUGGGCCCAGUUGGAGCACGAGGCUGGAACCCAAUUGUACAGGCAGACUGGAUUACUGCUGCUGGGAAUGAAGGAGAAUCAAGAAUUAAAGACAAUCCAGGCCAGUCUGUCUAGGCAGAGGGUGGAACACCAGUGUCUUUCAUCUGAGGAACUGAAGCAACGCUUCCCAAAUAUUCGGUUGACCAGGGGAGAAGUGGGGCUCUUGGACUAUUCCGGAGGAGUUCUCUAUGCAUACAAGGCCCUCAGAGCCCUGCAGGAUGCAGUUCGACAGCUAGGAGGCAUAGUGCAUGACGGAGAGAAGGUGGUGGAGAUAAACCCAGGGCUACUGGUCAAGGUGAAAACCACCUCCAGGAGCUACCAAGCUAAGAGCUUGGUCAUCACAGCAGGUCCUUGGACCAACCAGCUCCUCCGUCCCCUGGGCAUUGAGCUGCCUCUCCAGACCCUGCGGAUCAACGUGUGUUACUGGCGAGAGAGGGUUCCUGGGAGCUAUGGUGUGUCCCAGGCCUUUCCAUGCUUCCUGUGGCUGGGCUUGUAUCCCCACCACCUCUACGGACUGCCUGCAGGAGAGUACCCAGGGCUGAUGAAGGUCAGCUAUCACCACGGCAACCAUGCAGACCCUGAGGAGCGGGACUGCCCCACAGCACGCGCAGACAUCCGAGACGUCCAGAUCGUGAGCAGCUUUGUCAGAGAUCACUUGCCUGACCUGAAGCCCGAGCCUGCUGUCAUGGAGAGCUGCAUGUACACGAAUACCCCUGAUGAGCACUUCAUUCUCGAUCGCCACCCAAAGUAUAACAACAUUGUCAUUGGUGCUGGAUUCUCUGGGCAUGGAUUCAAGCUGGCCCCUGUGGUGGGGAAGAUCCUGUAUGAAUUAAGCAUGAAAUUAACACCAUCUUAUGACUUGGCACCUUUUCGAAUCAGCCGUUUCCCAAGCCUGGGCAAAGCCCACCUUUGACCUCUGGCCAGAAGCCUCCCUUCUGUGCACAGGAGCCGAUUUCACAGAUGGAGAAGAUGUCUCAGAUGAAGGGAGUAUCCCUGAGACGUCAUCCUUUUUCUUCUGCCUUGCUUGAAUCCCGCAUAAACACAAGAUGAUUGAGUCUACCUUCUUUCCUUGGCCAGCUCCCCUUUGCUUCUGCCUCGCUUGAAUCCCCCGUAAACACCAGGCAAUUGAGUCCACCUUCUUUCCUUGGUCACCUCCCCAUUCACAACUACUUUCUUGCUCCCAGAAAGCUGAUCAGAUAUUCUACAAUCACAGAGUAGCAAGGACCUUUGAGAUGGAUAUAUCAGGAAGUAGAGGGCACAAGAACUGGCUCUGGAAACCAAAGCAGUUGUUAAAAAUUCUCUUUGCUGGGGGCGAGGUGUGGUGGCUCAAACCUGUAAUCCCAGCACUUUGAGGGGCCGAGACAGGCAGAUCACCUGAGGCCAGGAGUUCAAGACCAGCUUGGCCAACAUGGUGAAACCCUGCCUCUACUAAAAAUACCAAAUUAGCCAGGUGUGGUGGCACAUGCCUGUAAUCCCACCUUGUUUAAACAAAUGACCUCAUU